UUUUUGGGGCAGGAUUUUCCUCUGUAUGGUUUUCCAGCGGUGGGAGGACCCUUCCCCAUCCUUCCCCGUCUCCUUGAGUUAGUUCCCCGCACGCUCGGGAGCCUCGGAGCCUCCUGGACUGAAUGCAACUUUUUUUCCUCCCUCCGCACCCCUUCCCCCUUGGCUGAUCCCUGUCAGCAGGGACCGAAAAAAAAAAGCCCCGGCGAGGAGGAGGCAGAAGGGGCUGUGCGUGCAUGUGUGGUUGCUGCUGGUGCCCGGCACCCGAAUCCGUAGGUGUGUGUUGAAAUAUGGAGAAUAGUCUUGGAUGUGUUUGGGUACCAAAGCUGGCUUUUCUCCUCUUCGGGUUUACGCUGGCGAGCCUGCAUCCUCGAGUCUCCGGGUCACAGAUUAAGACUUUUACAUCGUUGAGGUUCUUGACUGAGCCUUCAGAUGCUGUCACCAUGCGUGGAAGCAAUGUGCUGUUGAACUGCAUAGCAGAAUCAGACCAAGGAGCCCCAGUUAUUAAAUGGAAGAAAGAUGCAGUCUUCUUAAACCUGGCAGUAGAUGAAAGGCGGCAGCAGCUGGCCAAUGGAUCACUCUUGAUACAAAACAUAGUCCACUCCAGGCACCACAAGCCAGACGAAGGUCUCUACCAGUGUGAAGCAUCUCUAGAAGGCAUUGGAGCUAUCAUCAGUCGGACAGCUAAGGUCAUGGUAGCAGGACCACUGAGGUUUCUUUCCCAGACAGAAUCUGUCACGGCUUUUGCAGGAGACACGAUUCUGCUGAAGUGUGAAGUUGUUGGGGAGCCCAUGCCCGUGGUGCACUGGCAGCGAAACCAGGAGGACGUGUUCCCGAGCCCGGCCGACACGCGGGUGGCCGUCCUGCCCUCCGGAGCUUUACAGAUCAGCAGGGUUCAGCACGGGGACAGCGGGAUCUACAGAUGCCUGGCGAAAAACCCAGCCAGUUCGAGAACUGGAAAUGAUGCAGAAGUCCGAGUUUUGGCAGAUCCAGGUUUGCACAGGCAGCAGUUUUUCCUGCAGCGACCGUCAAACGUGGUGGCCAUGGAAGGGAAGGAUGCUGUUCUGGAGUGCUGCGUUUCUGGGUACCCCCCUCCCACCUUCACGUGGCUGCGAGGAGACGAAGUGCUUCCCGUCAGGUCCAAAAAGUAUUCGUUACUGGCUGGCAGUAACCUACUCAUAUCAAACGUGACUGACGACGAUUCUGGGACGUACACGUGUGUAGUCACCUACAAAAACGAGAACAGCAGUGGCUCUGCAGAGCUGUCAGUGAUGGUUCCACCAUGGUUUUUAAUUCGCCCUUCAAAUCUUCAUGCCUAUGAGAGUAUGGAUAUUGAGUUUGAAUGUGCCGUGUCUGGUAAGCCUGUUCCUACGGUGGAGUGGAUCAAGAAUGGAGAAGUGGUCAUUCCUAGCGACUAUUUUCAGAUAGUGGGUGGCAGCAACUUACGGAUUCUGGGCUUGGUAAAGUCAGAUGAAGGUUUUUAUCAGUGUGUAGCUGAAAAUGAAGCUGGAAAUGCACAGGCCAGUGCACAGCUAAUCAUCCCAGAGCCUGCUGUGACCACCACGGCACCUCCCGCCCGCCCCGAUACCCCCGUGCCAGCGGCCUCUCUGACUGACUCCUCUCCUUCCCCUCCAGCUGUCCCAAGUUCCAGUGUCCUCCCCUCUGCCCCCCGAGAUGUGGUCCCUGUUUUGGUCUCCAGCCGGUUUGUCCGUCUCAGCUGGCGCCCACCCGCAGAAGCCAGAGGCAGCGUCCAGACGUACACGGUCUUCUUCUCCAGGGAUGGCGUCAACAGGGAACGGGCAGUCAACACAUCUCAGUCUGGAACACUUCAACUUACUGUGGGCAACCUGAAACCGGAGGAGACCUACACCUUCCGAGUGGUGGCAUACAACGAGUGGGGACCAGGAGAGAGCUCGCAGCCCGUCAAGGUCGCCACGCAGCCGGAGCUGCAAGUUCCUGGGCCAGUGGAAAAUCUGCGGGCUGUGUCUACCUCACCUACCUCGAUUCUCGUCUCCUGGGAUCCUCCUGCCUAUGCAAACGGCCCGGUUCAAGGCUACAGGCUCUUCUGUACGGAGAUGGCGACUGGAAGAGAGCAGAACGUGGAGGUGGACGGGCUCUCCUACCGGCUGGAGGGGCUGAAGAAGUUCACCGAGUACACCCUGCGCUUCCUCGCCUACAACCGCUACGGCCCCGGCGUCUCCACCGAGGAUGUGACGGUCACCACGCUUUCGGAUGUGCCCAGUGCCAUGCCUCAGAACGUCUCCUUGGAAGUGGUUAACUCCAGGAGCAUCAAAGUUAGCUGGUUGCCUCCACCACCAGGUACUCAAAAUGGAUUUAUUACGGGCUAUAAAAUCCGACAUAGAAAGACUACCCGCAGGGGUGAGAUUGAAACACUGGAGCCAAACAACCUCUGGUACUUGUUCACAGGACUUGAGAAAGGAAGCCAGUACAGUUUCCAGGUGGCUGCCAUGACAGUGAAUGGGACAGGCCCCCCCUCGGACUGGUACACAGCGGAAACACCCGAGAAUGAUCUCGAUGAAUCUCAGGUUCCUGACCAGCCAAGCUCUCUUCAUGUCAGGCCCUUGACAACAAGUAUCGUCAUGAGUUGGACUCCGCCGCUGAACCCAAACAUUGUCGUCCGCGGGUACAUCAUCGGCUACGGCGUAGGCAGUCCGUAUGCUGAGACUGUGCGGGUGGACAGUAAACAGCGUUAUUAUUCCAUUGAAAAUUUGGAGCCGAGUUCCCAUUACGUGAUUUCCUUAAAGGCCUUUAACAACGCAGGCGAAGGGGUGCCUCUGUACGAAAGUGCGACCACCAGGUCGAUGACAGACCCCAUUGAUCCAUUAGAAGUUGAUUUUUAUCCUUUGCUUGAUGAUUUCCCUACCUCAGUCCCAGAUAUCUCCACCCCCAUGCUCCCACCAGUAGGUGUCCAGGCUGUUGCACUUACGCAUGAUGCAGUGAGGGUCAUCUGGGCAGACAACUCUGUCCCAAAGAACCAAAAGACUACGGAGGUUCGCUUCUACACGGUCCGAUGGAGAACAAGCUAUUCGACAAGUGCUAAGUACAAGUCGGCAGACACGACCGCUCUGAGUCACACCGUGAUAGGUCUGAAGCCAAACACGAUGUACGAGUUCUCUGUCAUGGUCACCAAAGGUCGGCGGUCCAGCACCUGGAGCAUGACCGCGCAUGCCACCACCUAUGAAGCAGCUCCAACCUCUGCUCCCAAGGAUUUGACAGUCAUUACGAGGGAAGGGAAGCCCCGGGCCGUCAUUGUCAGCUGGCAGCCGCCGUUGGAAGCCAAUGGAAAAAUUACUGCUUACAUCCUCUUCUAUACUUUGGACAAGAACGCUCCGAUUGAUGACUGGAUUAUGGAGUCCAUCAGCGGCGACCGCCUCACCCACCAGAUCAUGGACCUCAACCUGGACACCGUCUACUACUUCAGAAUCCAAGCUCGCAACGCCAAGGGAGUGGGGCCCCUCUCCGAUCCCGUUUUCUUCCGGACACUGAAAGUCGAGCACCCUGACAAAAUGGCUAAUGACCAAGGUCGUCACGGGGAUGGCUCCUACUGGCCGGUGGACACCAACCUGAUUGACAGGAGCAGUCUGAACGAGCCCCCCAUCGGGCAGAUGCACCCUCCCCACGGCAGCGUCACCCCCCAGAAGAACAGCAACCUCCUUGUCAUCAUCGUCGUCACCGUCGGUGUCAUCACGGUGGUGGUGGUGGUGGUGGUGGCCGUCAUCUGCACCAGGCGCUCCUCGGCACAGCAGAGAAAGAAACGUGCAACCCAUAGCGCUGGUAAAAGGAAGGGCAGCCAGAAGGACCUGAGACCCCCGGAUCUGUGGAUACACCACGAGGAGAUGGAAAUGAAGAACAUCGAGAAGCCGACGGGCUCGGAUCCCGCAGGAAGGGACUCGCCGAUGCAGAGCUGCCAGGAUAUCACCCCCGUCAGCCACAGCCAGUCGGAAACGCAGCUGGGCAGCAAGAGCACCCCGCAGCCCGGGCCUGAGACAGAAGAUGUCGGAAGCAGCAUGUCCACGUUGGAGCGCUCGCUUGCUGCCCGCAGAGCCACCCGUGCCAAGCUCAUGAUCCCCAUGGAUUCACAACCAAACAACCCUCCUGUGGUCAGUGCCAUUCCGGUGCCAACACUAGAAAGUGCCCAGUACCCCGGGAUCCUGCCGUCCCCGACCUGCGGAUACCCGCACCCGCAGUUCACCCUUCGGCCGGUGCCGUUCCCGACCCUCUCGGUGGACAGGACCUUUGGAGCUGGAAGAACUGUUAAUGAAGGACCAGCACCACAGCAGCCGUCCUUGCUACCGCAGACGCAGCCUGAGCACUCCAACAACGAGGACGCCCCGAGCAGAACCAUCCCCACCGCCUGCGUCCGCCCUACGCACCCUCUCCGCAGCUUUGCCAACCCCUUGCUACCUCCGCCCAUGAGUGCAAUAGAACCGAAAGUCCCUUACACACCACUUCUGUCUCAAACAGGGCCUAACCUCCCCAAGGCUCAGGUUAAAACAGCAUCCCUUGGCUUGGCAGGGAAAGCCAGGUCACCUCUGCUGCCCGUCUCGGUGCCCACAGCCCCGGAGGUCGCAGAAGAGGGCCACAAGCAGACGGAGGACUCCGCAAACGUUUAUGAGCAGGAUGAUCUGAGUGAACAGAUGGCCAGUUUGGAGGGGCUAAUGAAGCAACUCAAUGCUAUCACAGGCUCAGCCUUCUAACAGCUCUUGAUGAAGCGAUAAUUAUCCCGGAGCAUUGCAGCAUACCAGGAUUUCACGCAUACCACCCACGUACACCACCCCAUAAAAUCAUCUUGUUCCCGGUCCCACUCCUUCAGCGCAAGGAAGAUUCCUGCAAAGUCCUAAAAGGAAUGAUAAGAAGAAGAAAAAGGAAAGAAUAAUAAUGGAAAUGUUACAGAACUGUGGAUCUGGCAUCUAAAGUGAUGGAAGCGUGGCAAAGCGAAUGACGUCAUCGCUGCGGAGUCGUAGCUGAUGCCACCAGAUUGCUCAUUUUGAUCUACUAGUCUUCGUAGAGCUCAAGUUGUCAUGACUAACUCAUGUUUUACUCCGUAGAGGUUUGUAGCUCUUUGUAUAGAUCUAGUCUUACCUCAUGCAAGUAUGUUUUUAAACAUAGACCAUGCCGUUAAUGAGACAGUGUUGUAGGUCACUCGUUUGGGUUUUUUUUUAAGUACGUAAUUACUGACUACAAAAACACCCAUAGCAAAUAAUCACACCACCACGCCAAAAAUUUGGAAGUUUUCUCAACAGCACAAAACAAAAAGACAAAUUACUAAUU
Messenger RNA from Harpia harpyja (harpy eagle), 5289 nucleotides. It is a transcript of the gene DCC, whose product is annotated as DCC netrin 1 receptor. Gene Ontology annotation, molecular function: protein binding. Lineage: Eukaryota; Metazoa; Chordata; Aves; Accipitriformes; Accipitridae. The transcript has 29 exons. The coding region runs from base 288 to 4715 and encodes 1475 amino acids. Gene Ontology annotation, cellular component: membrane. Gene Ontology annotation, biological process: cell-cell adhesion. The record is from RefSeq and is a predicted model, not a curated record.